CCAGGUCUGCGGGUAGAGGUGGCCUCAGGAACCAGCACUGGAGCAGAGGCUGCUCGCUGUUUGCUGACUUGGGAAGGGGUUGACAGCUGAGACUCUAGGGCCACUGAGUCCCAGGGCUGUGCGCGAGCUCUUAGCUAUUGAGAAGAUGGUGGACCACUUGGCAAACACAGAGAUCAACAGCCAGCGGAUUGCAGCGGUGGAGAGCUGUUUUGGGGCAUCGGGGCAACCCCUGGCCCUGCCUGGCCGUGUGCUCCUAGGCGAGGGGGUGUUGACCAAGGAGUGCCGCAAGAAAGCCAAGCCACGCAUCUUCUUCCUUUUCAACGACAUCCUGGUGUAUGGCAGUAUUGUGCUUAGCAAGCGCAAGUACCGCAGCCAGCAUAUUAUUCCCCUGGAAGAGGUAACGUUGGAGCCACUACCAGAGACCCUGCAGGCUAAGAACCGCUGGAUGAUCAAGACAGCCAAGAAGUCCUUUGUGGUGUCGGCAGCCUCCACCACGGAGCGCCAGGAGUGGAUAAGCCACAUCGAAGAGUGUGUGCGGAGGCAGCUGCUGGCCACAGGCCGCGAGCCCACAACGGAGCACGCAGCGCCCUGGAUCCCCGACAAGGCCACAGACAUCUGCAUGCGCUGCACGCAGACGCGCUUCUCCGCACUCACCCGGCGUCACCACUGCCGCAAAUGCGGGUUUGUGGUUUGUGCUGAGUGCUCCAGGGAGCGGUUCCUAUUGCCACGUCUCUCGCCCAAGCCCCUUCGCGUCUGCAGCCUCUGCUACAGAGAGCUGGCCGCCCAGAAGCGGAGGGAGGAGGCCAGGGAGAAGGCCAGGGAGAGGUUUGGGGGCUCUCCACAGCAGCUGUCCCACCUAGGCGGCACCGUCUGUGGUGCAUCCAGCGGUGAUGACGAUGACUCUGAUGAGGACAGAGAGGGAGGUGGAGAUGGUGACUGGCCCACUCAGGUGGAGUUCUAUGCUUCUGGUGUCUCCUGGUCAGCCUUCCAUAGUUGACCCUCACCUGCAGUGUUUGCAUCAAGCCAGUCCUCUGCCGGAGACCCAUGCCCAUGGCAGUGGGGCAUGUGACAGGUGGCUGUUCCAGAGCCAUUACUAGUGCCUUUCUGCUAGACAGUAGCCUCUUAGGCCCUCGUCUAAGUCUUUUUCAGAUAAUUUCCUUUCCGUUUCACAUGCAGUCCUUGGUGACCAGGCUACAGCUACAGCCCUUGGAACUAGACCAGGCCAGGUGCCCCAAGCAUUAAGACUAGGGUUAAAGAGGGCAAAGGGAAGCUUGGGCUUCAGACCCCAUUCCCACCUGCAACCCUUAACAGGUACAGCCCAUGGGAAAGCAUGAGGUUUGCAUAUCUACCAUGCAGAUAUCACCAUGUGGCCACUGGGUCCUGCCAAACUGGACACCAGAUGUACUGUGUGUGCCCUUCAGGUCCAGGUGACCUGCAGCCUGAGUUCCCCGAGCCCAGGCCAGCCCAUCAAGGCCUCUGCCCUGUCAUUACCAAGGUGUCUGGUGCCCAUUCGGCCUGUCCUCAUCACUGUCUGCGGUCAGUAGAAUCAGUGUUUUCUCACAGGACUCUAGGGUCAGGGAGAAAAACCCUAUCCAGACUGAUUUACCAUUAAAAAAGAAUAAAGAACCAGCUGUUUUGGUUGCUAAGAGUA
Mastomys coucha (southern multimammate mouse) is the source of this 1651-nucleotide messenger RNA. It is a transcript of the gene Plekhf1, whose product is annotated as pleckstrin homology and FYVE domain containing 1. The transcript is spliced from 2 exons. The record is from RefSeq and is a predicted model, not a curated record. Bases 146 to 997 code for a protein of 283 amino acids. NCBI's taxonomy places the organism in Eukaryota, Metazoa, Chordata, Mammalia, Rodentia, Muridae. Gene Ontology annotation, molecular function: metal ion binding; phosphatidylinositol binding.